Musca vetustissima is the source of this 969-nucleotide messenger RNA. Its product is annotated as mitochondrial GTPase 1. Gene Ontology annotation, cellular component: mitochondrion. Gene Ontology annotation, molecular function: GTPase activity; GTP binding. The coding region runs from base 30 to 968 and encodes 312 amino acids. The transcript has a single exon. Lineage: Eukaryota; Metazoa; Arthropoda; Insecta; Diptera; Muscidae. The record is from RefSeq and is a predicted model, not a curated record.
AUAAAAAUCCCCAUUUAUUAAAUAAAACCAUGAGUUUUCGCGAAAGUUAUAAAUUAAUUACAAAACAAGCCAUUCGUUGGUUUCCCGGCCAUAUGGGCAAAGGACUGAAACAAAUGCAACAAAAACUCAAAUCAGUUGAUUGUAUAUUGGAGGUACACGAUGCUCGAAUACCAUUCUCUGGUCGGAAUCCUGAAUUUCAACAGACAAUUGCUGGUGGGGUGAAGCCACACGUACUUGUACUAAAUAAAAAGGACCUUAUCACACCAAAGGAACAGCGUUACAUUCGAGAUGCUCUGCGGGAUAGAGAACGUAUUGAUCACGUAAUCUUUACAAAUUGUAAAGAUCAACAAUGUUCGGGUAUACGUAAAUUACUACCACUGGCCAGCGAUUUAAUUGGAAAUUCAAAACGUUACAACCGUGAGGGUGAGCGUGAUUAUUGUGUCAUGAUUAUUGGUGUACCAAAUGUGGGAAAAAGUUCUCUGAUAAAUGUUCUACGUAAUCGCCACCUAAAGAAGAAAGCCGUAUCACAAGUCGGGGCUAUAGCUGGUGUCACUCGUUCUGUUAUGGAGAAAAUUAAAAUAAGCGAAGAUCCCUUAAUGUAUAUGAUCGAUACACCUGGUAUAUUGGAACCCAAAAUAAGCAGCGAUGAAAUGGGUAUGAAAUUGGCAUUGGUUGGUUGUUUACCAGAUCAUUUGGUGGGCGAAGACUUAAUAGCUGACUAUCUACUCUAUUGGUUGAAUAAAAAUGAAUGUUUUGAAUAUGUACCCCUGAUGGGUUUGGAACAGCCAAGUGAUAGUAUAUCUGAGGUAUUGGUAGCAUGUGCCAAUAAAUUAGGUGUUCAAAGGAAGAUUAAAAGAACCGAUGGCCAAAUAAUCAUAAUGCCAGAUAUACUACAUUCGGCUAGACAUUUUAUAAAGCUAUUUCGUACCAAAGCCUUGGGUCUACUCAAUUUGGAUAGACAGAUGUGAG